CCGCGGGCCGGAGGUCGGUCGUGGUUUAGUGUGCGGGGCCGGCGCGUCUCCCCGUCCAGUGUUGUUAUAUCGUAUCACUACCCGUGUUUCAAGUGACUAUUAUGAGCGACAGGGACAGGUCGUCGCCCUCCCUCACGGACACCCCGCUGAAGACGUACAUCGGCCGCCACGACGACGACUACCCCCUUAUAAACGGAAACGAUUUCCUGAGUCACGGGGCUAGUUUCAACAAAAAGUACGGCAAGUCGGUGAACAAUAAAGAUGUGCUUGAGGACAAGAAAGAUGAUAACGAGCUGUGGGACGCGCAGGCCGCCUUCCUCGGCCCUAACCUCUGGGAGAAGACGCUGCCGUACGACCCUGAUCUCAAGGUACAAGAAUACGUGGACCUAGAUGAGUUCCUGUCCGAGAAUGGCAUGCCGGGCGAAGGACUGGGUGGCGCUCACCUCGGUGGGUCGGCGUUCGGGCCAGGCGCGGGACUCGCGCUCGGCCUCCAAGCGCCGGUCACCAAGCGCGAGCGAUCGCCCUCCCCCUCCGACUGCAUGAGCCCGGACACCAUCAACCCGCCGCUCUCGCCCGCAGACUCCACAUUUUCAAUGGCGUCGUCGGGCCGUGACUUCGAUCCCCGGACGCGCGCUUUCUCCGAUGAGGAGCUGAAGCCGCAGCCGAUGAUCAAGAAGUCCCGGAAACAGGUAAAUGAAUUCGUGCCAGACGAUCUCAAAGAUGACAAGUACUGGGCGCGCCGGCGGAAGAACAACAUGGCAGCCAAGCGGUCCCGCGACGCGCGCCGCAUGAAGGAGAACCAGAUCGCGCUGCGGGCUGGCUAUCUUGAGAAAGAGAACAUGGGGCUACGACAGGAAGUAGAGCUGCUUAAGAAAGAAAACCACAUUCUGCGUGAGAAGUUAUCAAAGUUCGCGGACGUAUAGGCAGCCUAUCCCAAACACCCGCAUAGCACAAACACGCCACACGACAUGUCACGGGCGCAACAUCGGCGAGCGCGCGCGGACCAUUCCCCGCGCCGCCCACCUCCUCCGGACUCCGGACACAGUACUCUACUUGUUUCGUUAUUUUAAGAACUUUAACUGUUGUUAUGUUUCUAAAACUAUACUUAGAGUUUGAUGCACCUGUUAGUAUGACAAAACAUUUUGUACUUUUCAUCUCCUGUGGAUGUGGUGGCGAGGCCAUCACUCGUCAGCACUCACCUCUAUUCUCUUGUAAUGCUAUCGAUUUGCUGGUAUCGUUCCAUUCUACUUUCUAUGAUUAAUAGUAGUAAUAACCACAUUAUAUUACAUCGUGUUGUAGUGCUGCUCAUUCAGCGAAUCGAUAAGUGUUCAGGUGAUGCAUGUUGUUCGUAGAUAGGAUUAUAUCGCAGUUACCGUAAGUGUAUCUAGUUAGUUUAAUAGGUGAAUCUUAACCAAAGUUCCGCUCGAGCUUUGAUCUGUCGUCGUCUCUAAUUCCUUCACUCGGACACAGUUCGACACUCAACAGGGUUAGUCAACGACGUAUGGACCAAAUUAUAUGGAAAAUUGUUAUUUUGAAUGGUGAUUGUGGUGUCCCGUCCUGAGCGUGCGCCGCGUGUGCGUCGCGUGUGCGCCGCGCCCGCGUCGCGUCCGUGUCGCGUCCGCGGCGACUGUCCGACCCGAGUGCGGAUAUUAUAAUAAGUUAAUGUUGUUGAAUAUUUAUAUUGAUACCGGCACCGGUGGCAGCAGGCCGCCGCACGCAAGUUUGCUCAAGUGGCUCGCGUACGCAUUCGCAAAUGUAGUGGCUGCGUCUGUAUAUAGAUAGUUUUAAUAUGGCCUCGGGGCGGCCCCGGCCGCGUCCCGGACAUUCGAUGCUACUCGAAAUCUGUAUUAUAAAAACGUCGCUGUUGUAAACUCUGUCCCCGUCCGUCCCCCUUUUCUGGAAGUUUCUCCUAUGAGCCGUCGGUUGCCGCCACGUUUUACUGUUACCCUCGUGCCCCUAGCUCGCUUCGUAGGAUUGUUCCGUAUGAAAUUAAAUCUCCAAAGGGACCCAGGGCCGCCUCGCGCGAUCCCCUGCCCCCUGCAUACCCUCUGUCGUUUCCGUAGAGAGCGAUAACACUAGUGUCGUUUCAAAUUUACUUAGUGGAUAGUUUAAGUAGUUCGUAGAUUCCGUAGUGUAGUUGUUAUUAGUCUAUUUUCGUUAUAAAAUUUUUGGAAGUUUAUAUAAUUUUUUUUUUAGUUGUAAAGAAAUUCGCGUUAUUGUAUCGAUAUGGGUAGAACCUGCAUAUAGAGAUAGUCGGCGCCCCGCGUCAACACCACUCCCAGGGAGUGUGGGCUGCCGCGUUCGCCGGCCGCUCGGAGAGCCUGGAUUCGUGGCAACUAACCCUCACACACCGGUACAACGACUGUCGCACGCGUGAGAUAGAACAGGACAGCAGUACGCUGCGUGUCAGUCUCUCCCAUGCGUGCGAUGGAGACGAAGCCGUUGUCUAUGAGUUGGUCGGGCUUGGCUCUGCGAACGGCGGCGUGGGCGGCGGGGCCCGCACAUCGUGGACGGGUCAUCGCGACCGCGUCCAUACGCACUGACUACGUCUCCUCGACGUUUCCUCCGCACUCUACUUGACUCGUGCUAUUGUUAUAAUAUAUUUUUGUAGGUUUUUGUCGUUGAUAAAUGAGUCAAUUGAAUGUUUAAUGAAUUGAAAAAUUAAUGUUUAUAACUAAGACUAAGAAGUUGUUGCAUUUGAAAGUAUUUUAUGGAUACAAAGCGAGAACAAUAAAAUGUUUUUUCUAUAAAGAUUUACAUGUGAGGGAUUCUACUAAGGUGUGAAGGUUAAAUUUGGAAAUGCACUGUUUCAUAUCAAACGAUAUUAUAUUAUGUAUUAUAACUUAAUGUUAAUCGGCCGCGCAGUGCGGCAUUUGAUAUUCCAUCUUGUUUGUUAAAAAGUAUAUACAUUGGAUUAUGCAAUUGCGUAUAUUAGUACCUAUACAUACAUGAUAUAAUUGUUUCUCCGAAAAAUGUAAGAUGGGUAUAAUGAUAUUAUAUUAUUAAGGUAUCGUGAUAAGAAGGAGUCGUAUGUAAGAGCAUUGUGGUAAAGUUUACCUAACUUGAUAAGUGAAGUGUCUGUAAAAUGGUCGGGGCGGGUUCAACGCGGCUCCGGUCGCCGCUGUCGGUGCUGGAGCCGGCCCCAUCCCGCCCCCUCCCUCGCCCGUCCCGCUGUCGCCCGAACCGACCCCGCCCCACCCCAAACCCAGGCCCAAGUCCUCCCCGUCCGACGCCCGGCGCCGGGGCAUCUCCACCCAGCCCCACUCUAGUGUUGCCUAAUAAUCAAUUUUCAUUUGAUCGAUACUGUUCAACCUCAUUAACUAAAAUCCACAGGACUAUCGGUUGAUUCGAUAUAAUCAAUGAAAGGCUUUAUGUAAUUUUAUCAUGUAAGAUCAACUUGAUGUACGAUACUUUGGAUUAGA
Messenger RNA from Achroia grisella, 3422 nucleotides. It is a transcript of the gene Pdp1, whose product is annotated as hepatic leukemia factor. The record is from RefSeq and is a predicted model, not a curated record. The coding region runs from base 102 to 923 and encodes 273 amino acids. Gene Ontology annotation, cellular component: nucleus. The transcript has 8 exons. Gene Ontology annotation, biological process: regulation of transcription by RNA polymerase II. Lineage: Eukaryota; Metazoa; Arthropoda; Insecta; Lepidoptera; Pyralidae. Gene Ontology annotation, molecular function: RNA polymerase II cis-regulatory region sequence-specific DNA binding; DNA-binding transcription factor activity, RNA polymerase II-specific.